CAGCCGCACUUUCAGAAGGAAGAAGGUCGCACGCAGCUGUACUUGAACGUCAGAAACCAGAGAUAAUCGCAACAAUGCUGGGACAGGCUGUGCGGCGAUUUACAACGUCUGCUGUCCGUUCUGGACACUAUGCCGAGGGGCCAGGGAAUAACUUGCCAUUCUCCGUGGAAAACAAGUGGCGUCUGUUGGGGAUGAUGGUGUUGUACUUCGGCAGCGGAUUUACAUUCCCCUUCAUUGUUGUCAGACACCAGCUCCUAAAGAAGUGAAGUGGCCCUGUGUCAUGGUGCUUUCUUCAAGGUCUUCAGCUGGAACAUAUUUAUCCAUCAGAGUUCUAUCCAUGUAGAAGAAUGGGAAUUCCUUAAUUGUCUUUGUAAAUAAACUCUUAAAUUUAUGCAAAAA
This is a messenger RNA of Lampris incognitus (smalleye Pacific opah), 399 nucleotides long. RefSeq names its product cytochrome c oxidase subunit 7C, mitochondrial. Bases 75 to 266 code for a protein of 63 amino acids. Gene Ontology annotation, biological process: mitochondrial electron transport, cytochrome c to oxygen. The record is from RefSeq and is a predicted model, not a curated record. NCBI's taxonomy places the organism in Eukaryota, Metazoa, Chordata, Actinopteri, Lampriformes, Lampridae. The transcript has 3 exons.